Messenger RNA from Salvia splendens (bonfire salvia), 1323 nucleotides. RefSeq lists its product as uncharacterized. Lineage: Eukaryota; Viridiplantae; Streptophyta; Magnoliopsida; Lamiales; Lamiaceae. The record is from RefSeq and is a predicted model, not a curated record. The transcript has a single exon. The coding region runs from base 1 to 1323 and encodes 440 amino acids.
AUGCCGACUUCCCCAACGACUCCACAAGAAGAGGAAUCUCCCACUGAAGCAGCACCGUUAGAACCCUCGGAACCCUCUCCGAACCACCGAGAGGCAGAGCCCAUGGAUGUUAACCCUAUUGCGGCCUAUUAUGAUUCUGAUCCACAAGAAGAGGGAGGAAGUGCAGCUGAGGAGACGCUGGUCACAGAAACCGUCCAUCAUGAAGUGGCUAGGGGAGAAAUAGAUCUGAAUGAGACGGCCAAGAAGCAGGGCCUGAUGACGGAUGACGAAUUUCAGGCGAUUAUGGAUGGAGUGAACCAAAGAGCAGAAAGCACUGCCUCGAUGGCCGAGGAUCUGAACCUCGCUUCGAGGGCAGUAGGAGAGAGCGAAGAGACAGGGGUAGUACGUGUAACAGAAGGCCCAGCCUACCAGCCUGGAGACCGAGAAGACGAAAGCCAAGCUGGGGACGAUGAGAUGCAAGUAGAGGAGGAAGAUCCAGUAACAGAAAUCCAAGAACCAGCACCAGCGGCGCCUCCUGUCAUGAAACUGAAAACAGUCAAGAGGCAGUUGAUUUUGAAGAGCGAUCCAGCGGCAGAGCGGCAGAAAGCAACACGGGUGUCUCAGAGAUGCCUGGGUAAAUGGGCAGCAAGUAAAGCCAAGGCAAACACGGCAGAGAAUCCGGUGGAAAUUGUAAGCGAAGAGGAAAAGGACACUCCCAAAACGUCUGGGGAUGAGCCUAUACAUGCUACUGGCUUAGAAGAUACCGCGGUUUCUCCAGCACAGAGCAAGCAAUGCGAAGAAACUGAAAGGGUUGCUGAGGGUCUGGACCUCGCACCCGAGUCAGUAGGGCCUGAUGGAUCUGAGAAAAUCGAUGCUCGUGUCCACGGAGAGACCACUUCUACUGCCCAAGAUAUGUCUCUACUUCAAGCGGAGGAGGAAGCCAGAUACCAACAAGCCAGAAAGAGGAAAGGGAAGGCCCCGAUUCAAAGAAAGUCGGUAACCAAGAAGUCCCGAGUGGUGAACACUGGAAUAGCCAUCACUGAAGCUGCUCGGAGAAUACCACCGAACCGACAGGAAUUGAGCGACAGUGAGUAUGCGGCCAGCGAGGAAUCAGCCUCCGACAGUGAUAUCUCUUUGGAGGAUGAAGAGCACGGGGAACAACUACUUUCGGACGAUCAUCGCGAACUUGUACAUCCCCCAAUAGAGAGGUUAAGAUACCAUCGGUGGACAGUGGACUUUACUGACGAGAUAGCAGAGGAGAUGAAGCUUUUUGAAACCAAGAAACUGCAGGAUAUUUUUGACAGCAUGGAUGAUGGAAAAAGGACGUCAAGUGCGGGAAGGUAA